Messenger RNA from Carassius auratus (goldfish), 2918 nucleotides. Its product is annotated as leucine-rich repeat and guanylate kinase domain-containing protein-like. Gene Ontology annotation, molecular function: GMP kinase activity; protein binding. The coding region runs from base 260 to 2482 and encodes 740 amino acids. Gene Ontology annotation, cellular component: cytosol. NCBI's taxonomy places the organism in Eukaryota, Metazoa, Chordata, Actinopteri, Cypriniformes, Cyprinidae. The transcript has 20 exons. The record is from RefSeq and is a predicted model, not a curated record.
GUUCCAGCGCGUGUGCACAGCGCCUGCGCAACUUUAGUUUACCUUUGGUUACCAGGCAACCGAUGCGCGUGCAACUCCAGAUUAUUCUAGCUUCUCACAGAAAGACCUCUUUUAUUAGCGUCUAGUUAGUGGGGAAAUGUUUUGUAAUUAAUAGCGUCAAAUAAUCAAUCUUUAGCUUUUGCGUUAAGCUGGACAUGUCAGAUUCCUCCCUUUCUCCAGUAAUAAGCUCUGCCCUCUGGAGACUGGAAACAGAAGAGAGAUGAAACAGUCAAUACACACAACAACAAUGGAGAAAGAUGGUGAAUUAACGGAGGACGAUGUGUUUAAAUGCCUGUCCAUUCUGGGACCGUCAGCUACCGGACUCCAGCUCACUUACCUAUGCCUCUCUGUGCCAGGGCGAGACUUGAAAAAUGUUUCAAUUUUAUGCAAUUACAUCUAUCUACAAAAGCUAGAGCUUCCCUACAAUAAAAUCAAAGAUCUAUCCUGCGUGAGUCACAUGCCGCACCUCAUCAUACUGGAUGCUUCCCACAACCAGCUCACCGAUUUCUUUGGAUUCCAGCCGCCAAAAAAUCUCAAGGAGGUAAAUUUCUCACACAACCAGAUGUCCGUAAUGAAGGAUCUUUCGGCAUAUUCCUCUUUGACCAAACUGAUUCUUGACUAUAAUUCAUUUAGUGCCAUCAGGGGGCUGGAAAAGUGCAAAAGGCUCUCACACCUCAGCCUGGCCCAUAACAACAUCUCUCGCAUCAGGGGUCUGGACCAUCUGCCUCUCAGAAAGCUCUGCCUGAGGGGGAAUGUGAUACAGAAGAUUGAGAAUCUCCAGACUCUACACAACCUGCAGGUUCUAGAUUUGUCCUGCAACCGGAUUCAGAGCCUCUCGGGUCUCCAGAACCUCCAUCUCCUGGGAAACAUCAACCUUGAGAGCAAUCUGAUCAGUGAGGUAAAGGAGACCGCACAUUUGCAUGGCCUGAUAUUGUUAAGAGAAAUGAAUCUCCUCAGAAACCUAGUGCAGGACCAGGAAGACUAUAGACUAGCUGUGAUAUUCCUCCUUCAGCACCUCACAAUUCUGGAUCAACACAUUAUAACUGCAGAGGAGAAGGUGUCUGCUGUGAACAAGUACGACCCUCCUCUGGAGGUGAUCGCAGCCAGAGAUCACAUGACCCACUUGGUAUACCAGCUCAUGCAACCUCAGGUUAUUUUUGACAGUACUCUCCCCAGUCUGGAUGCUCCAUACCCCAUGCUGGUCCUCACUGGCCCGCAGGCCUGUGGGAAGAGGGAACUAGCCCAUAAGCUGUGCCAGGAGUUCAGCGACUAUUUCGCUUAUGGUGCCUGCCACACCACCAGGGGGCCAUAUUAUGGGGAAGAGGAUGGGUCUGACUAUCACUUUGUCACUGAGGAAGAAUUUCAGAACAUGAUUCAAAUGGGUCAGUUCAUCCAGACGAUGCAGUACGGUGGACACUGGUAUGGCCUGUCGCGGGAAACUAUCGAGCGUGUGGCUCGCGAAGGUCUUGCCUGCUGUGUGCAUAUGGAAUUAGAGGGAGUGUAUAGUUUGAAGAACUCUUAUUUUGAGCCCCGUUAUGUCUUGCUGAUCCCCACCGUCGUUGAUAAUUACAUCUGCUUUCUGAAAGCAAGAGGAUUCUACAGCAGUGCUCAGAUGGAAACAGCUGUGUCUCGUAUUGAUUUGUAUUCCAAGACCAACAGAGAAUUACCUGGCUUCUUUGACAACAUCAUCCCUUGUGAUGAUCGUGCUGAGGCCUACCAGACUUUAAAACAGCUGGUGAAGGAGUACCUGGGUCUUGAGGAGCAUGGAGGAGGAGAAGGUGACAGCAGCUCAGUCACACCUGACAACACCUCCACAUACGCAACUGGCGAGUUACUGGCAGCCAACACGACAGACGCAGCUGACCUCAUGGACUCCUACAGCCGAAACUACCAGAACAAAAUCCAGGCCCAGAUGACCCCUCAGCAGACCCCUGCAGAAAUGGCUUCCAAUAACAGGCGCCAGCAGCUGAUUCGAGAAGCUCUGAGCGGGAAGAGUCCUGGUGCUUACGCCGAGCUGUUUCAGAGAAGUGCACCCACAGCUCCAUCAUCAUUAGCCUCUCAGUCCCGGCCCCCGCACGGCCCCUCACGUCCUGUUGGCCUCAACGCUCCUGACCCCGAUGAGGACAGCAGUUCUGAGGAAUCUCGUGCUAGUUCUGGCCUGUCCAUGAGGAGCUCAGCAGGGGCGCUUUCAGCGGCCCAGGGAUCAGACGCUGGGUCAGGGCCCAACAUAGAGCCUUUGGAUAUGUUUAUGUUGGGGCAGGACCAGGACUCUCUUCGAGGACACAUGGACUCUGGUCUGACCCCUGAUGCUCCUCGGUCCGUCUCUGAGAGGGUCUCCCCAACACUCCCCUCCUCCCCGGGCCGUCCAGGUGCCAAUGUUAAACCAGUCCUGCCGCCCAUCCCAUCUGGAAGGAAGACCAAUGAUUCUGGCUCAAAACAGUAACUAACAGGACAGAGAGCUAAAGAGGGUAUAGACCAUGAGAUAUUAGCACAUCAUGUGAGUGUAAGCAGCAAAAAUUGGUUUUUGAAACAAGUUUAAUUAACCCCUGUAGCUUCAAGACAACCAUUCAAUAAAUGUCAAUGAAGGCAACAGAUGUGCUCAGUGCUGUGAGUCAAAAGCAGUCGGGUCAUUGGAAAAUAUUCCCAUCUCUCAUCUGUGUCCUCCAGUGUGAGUGAUCUGAGAGGUUGAAGGCUUAUCUGUCAUCAGCAGAUCUAAGCUCUGGAAACGGCCUGAAGCUCUUAAAUCCUUGGACACAGGAAGUAAGGCAAGAAGGUGUGCAAUGGAGGUCACACUUUACAUUACAACGUUCAUGUUACAGAAUAAUCACUUUGCUAUACCGUUCAAAAGUUUGGGGUCUAAAAAGUUAUUUAUUUAUAAA